Gambusia affinis (western mosquitofish) is the source of this 3832-nucleotide messenger RNA. RefSeq names its product FERM domain-containing protein 7. The record is from RefSeq and is a predicted model, not a curated record. The coding region runs from base 101 to 2410 and encodes 769 amino acids. Gene Ontology annotation, cellular component: cytoskeleton. NCBI's taxonomy places the organism in Eukaryota, Metazoa, Chordata, Actinopteri, Cyprinodontiformes, Poeciliidae. The transcript has 12 exons. Gene Ontology annotation, molecular function: cytoskeletal protein binding; guanyl-nucleotide exchange factor activity.
GAUGAUGAGGGUGAAGAGGAGCGCGUGAAGCCUUACUCUUUCACUCUCGUGAAGAUGGAUUUACUGUCGUAGUUUGUGUUUGUCCUGAGAAAAUCGGACGAUGGGAGACCGACAUCGGCGGACUCGAACUCUGGGAGGUCUCGCGACCAAGCCGCGGGUCUCCAAGGAGACCAAACUCCGGCUGCGCGUGAUCUUCCUGGACGACAGCGAGCGCACGUUCGAGGUGGAGCAAAAUGUUUUAGGUGGAGAUUUUUUCAACAAAGUUUGUGGACAUCUGAAGCUGCUUGAGAAGGAGUACUUUGGACUGGAGUUCAGACACCACAGUGGCCAUUAUGUUUGGUUGGAACUGCUAAAACCCUUAGUCAAACAGAUUAAAUACACCAAUGACUUAUUCUUUAGGUUUAUAGUCAAGUUCUUCCCACCGGACCCUGGGCAACUAAAGAGAGGCCUUACCAGGUAUCUUUUUGCCUUACAGAUAAAGCAGGAUUUGUCCAACAGUAGUCUGACAUGUAAUGACAACAGCGCCGCCCUGCUGGUCUCACACAUACUGCAAUCAGAAAUAGGUGAUUGUGAUGUGGAGCUGGAUUAUCAGCACCUGGAGAUGAAGCACUACGUCCCUAACCAGGAGUAUCUGGACCACAAAAUAAUCAAACUUCAUAAAAGACACAGAGGAGUCUCUCCAGCAGACUCGGACGUCCAGCUGCUGGAGGUGGCGAGGAAACUGGAUAUGUACGGCAUCCGGCCGCACGCCGCCAACGACGGGGAGGGAAUGAGGAUCAACCUGGCCGUCACACACUCUGGAGUGCUGGUCUUUCAGGGAAACACCAAAAUCAACACAUUCAGCUGGGCAAAGAUCCGCAAACUGAGCUUCAAACGCAAACAUUUCCUCAUUAAACUUUACGAUAAAGUUGGGGCAUCAUGUAAGGACACGCUGGAGUUCGCCAUGGCGAGUCGUGAUGUUUGUAAAUCCUUCUGGAAGAUGUGUGUGGAGUAUCACGCUUUCUUCAAGCUGGCAGAGGAACCGAAGCCCAUUCAUAAAACCCUGCUGUCCUGCAAAGGCUCCAGAUUCAGAUACAGUGGGAGAACCCAGAAGCAGCUGCUGGAAUGUAUGGGAUCCGGAGAAAAGAAACCAUCACGCUUUGAAAGAACCCACGGUCAGUCGGACUACGACCCCAGACAGUGUCGAUCUUCUCCGGAUCUCCUCACUGAAGUUUCCAAAGAGGUAUACGAACAGUCCCGCCCAUUUCCUCGGACCCGUCGUGCUCUGGCGGUUCACAGUAACGAUGAAAUGGACGUACGCCGGCGAGGCCUAAAUAACGCCAACCUCAGCGAGGGAGGGGCUAAACGCAGCCAAUCAUCUGGCGAGGUCAAUCAGAGGCCACACACUCUCGCUCAAGUCACCCCGCUCUCUCCGUCGCUCCACCAGUCGACUCCUUCGCCGAAGUUCAGAUCGUCGUCCAUGUCUUUAAUGGAGGAGACGAGGGCACAUCGACAAGCUCAAAGGCUAGCGGGGGUGUACGCCAACCGCUCACGACGCCGGCCCAACCCGCAGCCACACCCAGACGCUGCUCAGCAGCUGGUUCUCCUCUACCCAAACUCCCCCGCCUACCAGUACCACCCCGUUCUCCCUUCGUUUCCCUUCGUUCCGCCCUCGCCUCUAAACCGACACCACUACUUGUCCGACUAUGUCACCAUUUCCUCACUGGAGCGUUUCCCGCAUGUAGCGAGGCGAGACUAUAUGCCAAUGGACGCGGGGGUCUCGCGGCCAGCUUUCUACCCCUUUGCCCACGAUUCGCCAUCAGUAUCGCCAAUUAGGAGGAACUUUCGCCCUUGUGGAUCAGGGGGUCUUGGAUUGGCACGGGUCUACCAAACAGGAAGCAAUGGAGGGAGGCUAUUGGGUGUUGGACACACGGAGGCGGGGCAUUACAGUGACGACUCCAACUUCUUGCCAGGGUUACCUCGCCGCGUUGCCAGCCAACCGGAUGUUAAGUUUCAUCUAUCCAGGAGCGCAAACCCGGCCUUUAAUCCCGCUUCCGAGUUCAGACCCCUGGGUUACUAUCCUCACCUUACACGGCCCUCCAGACCCACUUACCUCCCGCUCAACUCUUCGCCGCUGCCUGAUCGGCCCGCCUCCAUGUGCAUGAUCGGCGGUGCCACAGGAAGCUACAGUGACUCUGAUCCAGAGGUUUUCUACCCGUACUACUGCCCACCUCAUCAUCUGGGGAAGAUGGUGGGGUCCGCCGGGUUGGCCAGGAUGAGGUUUUCCUCCGGAAGUCUUCAGCUGGAUGAGGAGGAUGAGGAGGAGGAAGAGGGUGUUGCUAAAAAAGAAUCUAAGGUUGAAGUUCAACAGGACAAGAAAGAGACCAGCGAAGGACAGAAGGCAAAAAAAGUCACGCAAGUCUCUCUCUGAAACGAGAGAAAGAUAUGAUCAAAGUCUCACCCUGCAGGUUGUAUUUUAACACACAUCAACUGUGGAUGUAGAGAAGAUACUAGCUGCGUUUCCAUUAACCAUGGAAAUGUGCAAAUUCAAGUUAUGAAAAUAAAUUUGCUUAAUGGAAACAUUCAAAUUUUAAAAAACUCACAAUUUUCAAUAAAAGGUUUUUUGCGGUAGGCUGAGGUGGUUUAAAUCAAAACACUUUUUUCACAUCACGAGUCAAAUGAUCAACAGCUUAAUGUUACUACUGGCAGAAAUGACAAAGACGACGGCAGGCAGAGUUGGGUAGUAACUAGUUACAUUUACUUGAGUAACUUUUUUGAAAAAAGUACUUUUAGGACUAUUUUUACUAUGCUGUACUGUUACUUGAGUCAUUUAAUUAUUACAUGUCUUAAAAAUUCACCAGACACAGAAACACACCUGCAGGUUUAUUAAAGUUUCAUGUUUUUUUAUUGAAAGAAACCGAUUUGGAAAAAAAAAAAAUUCCCGAUUUUCUUUUAUUACUUAAAUGAAAUAUUGUCAAUUUGGUCCUUAAUUUAUCAAAAAUUCCACUUACCUGUAUAUUUUAGUCCGUCUGUUGAUAUAAUUUUUAAAUAUUAAAUGAUUGAUAAUAUGAUCAGUUACUCAGUACUUGAGUACUUUCACCAUUUUUUAUUUUUUUUUUACCCUUUAAGAAUUUGUUUGGAAAGCUACUUUUCACUUUUACCCGAGUAAAAAUACGAAGCAGCGCUUCUCUUACUUGAGUAUAAUUUUUGGCUACUCUACCCACCUGUGCCCAGGAAGCAUUAUUAUUCGUGGUUUGUAGUUUGUUAUUUUGGGGACAACUUUUAGCCGACUCCAUCUGCCGCUCCACCGUCUGGAUAAGAUGCUAACGCUAUCACCACGGCUGGAUUACGAAUAUCUCAUUUAACUGUUUACAUCCGUAACUGCCAUGAUUUUUAAUUACUUAUCGCGUGAACUAGCGUAUUCACGCGUGAUUUUGACAUUAGUGGAACGUAGACAAAGAUUUGCGCUCAUUUGUAAUGGAAACGCAGCUAAUAAAUGUGAUAAAUGUUAAGGUGGAAACAAAAUGCAUCGUUGCCUUGUUUAGUGACACUUAGAAACGACUGAUGUUUAGUAAUUGUUCGAUUCAAUAUAUUUAAUAAUUAAGUAAAGGCUCGAGUUUUGACUGUUUUUUUCCUUUGUUCACAUCAAUGUUGAUUACAGUUGUGAUGAAUCUGGGUUCUACCAGUGGUCUAGUGGUUUGUAGCUGAUUAAAGAAGUUAACAAUUUUCAAGAUCAAGGUAUCUAAUGUCAGUUUAUAAAAAUAUAAAAUGAGAAUCUGGAGACAGAUUAAAGUUAAGUAUUUAUGCUGCAACAGUCAACAAGAAGAAAUCCUUGAUGGUUGCUGCAGUUACG